AUGGUGACCGCCUGCCCUCCCGCCUCCCAGGGCCCCAUUUCCGGCUCCCACGCCCCCUUCGCUGCAGGCCCCGCUCACAACGCCCCGAGGCGCCGGCCCGCGUGUCCCACUGACAGAGCCCCUUACCCGGCUCACACGCCCCCCGCCCCCCUCCCCGGGCCUCCCGCCACGCGCCGGCCCGGUUCGCCGCUCACACGCUGCCUGCUCACGCUCCCCGCUCACACGCGCCCCUCUCCCCGCCCCGCGCCAGCGAAGUUCGCCGCUCACACGCUGCCGGCUCACGCUCCACGCUCACACGCGCCCCUCUCCCCGCUCCCCGCCGACCCGGGUCCCGCUCACACGCUGCCGGCUCACGCUCCACGCUCACACGCGCCCCUCUCCCCGCCCCGCGCCAGCCAAGUUCGCCGCUCACACGCUGCCGGCUCACGCUCCCCGCUCACACGCACCCCUCUCCCCGCCGACCCGGGUCCCGGUCUCACGCUGCCGGCUCACGCUCCCCGCUCACACGCGCCCCUCUCCCCGCCGACCCGGGUCCCGGUCUCACGCUGCCGGCUCACGCUCCCCGCUCACACGCGCCCCUCUCCCCGCUCCCCGCCGGCCCGGCUCGUCGCUCACACGCUGCCGGCUCACGCUCCCCGCUCACACGCGCCCCUCUCCCCGCCGACCCGGGUCCCGGUCACACGCUGCCGGCUCACGCUCCCCCCUCACACGCGCCCCUCUCCCCGCCGACCCGGCUCCCGCUCACACGCGCCCCUCUCCCCACAUCCUGCCGUGCGCCAGGACGCGCUCCCCGCUCUCACGACCGCCAACGCCGGCACGCGCUCCCCGGCCGCACGCCCCACGCGCAGGCGCACGUCAGGCUCGCCGCCCACACAACCCCCGCCCCCAGGCGCCGGCCGGUGCUCGCCGCUCACACGCAGCCGGCUCACGCUGCCUGCUCACACGCACCCCUCUUCCCGCUCCCCGCCGGCCCGGCUCCCGCUCACACGCGCCCCUCCGGCCGCUCCCCGCCGGCCCGGCUCGCCGCUCACACGCCGCCCUCGCCGCAGUGCGCGGGCAGCGCUCUCCGCUCUCACGACCCCCGACGCCGGCACGCGCUCCCCGGCCGCACGCCCCCCGCGCAGGCGCACUCGCGGCUCGCCGCCCACACAACCCGCGCCCCCAGGAUCGGCGAGCGUGCUCGCCGCUCACACGCCUCCCGCGCGCCGCGGACGCUCUCAGAGGCCCGGCCUAAGUUCCCCGCCUGGCGCCUGCGCCAGGGUCUGCGAGAAGGCCCUGGAGCCGCCCCGCGCGGCCGAGGGAAGGCGGCCUGAGGCGGGGCGCCGUGAGGGCGGAGGCGAGCGGGCGGCUCCCGGGCCGCUGCUCCGGGGCCGCGCAGCCGCGAGCGGGCUGGCGGGGGCGCCUGUGGCUCCACUCCGUGGCUGUGGGCAGGUCGGUUUCGGCAGCUUCCCGCGCGCGGGCGUCGCCGCCACCGCCUCUGCGCCCCGCGCUGCCCGCCGUCCUCGAAGCCUCUGUGCGCGCCGGCUCCGGUGGGCGUCUCGCCCCGGUGACGCGCGGAGAGACCAGGAGAUGGGAUGCUGGAGCUCAGGUGAGAGUGACACCGGGGAGGUGGGGACAGGGUAG
Molecule: messenger RNA, 1623 nt
Organism: Dama dama (fallow deer)
Lineage: Eukaryota; Metazoa; Chordata; Mammalia; Artiodactyla; Cervidae
Exons: 2
Coding region: 1-1623 (540 amino acids)
Source: RefSeq, a predicted model, not a curated record